GAGUUAGCUCAGUUAGGGCUCUUAGCUGAGCCACAAAUCUGAUCCGAAUGGAACUGAUUUAAUUUGUUUGGAAUAUUGAUAAACCUCAAUCAGAAAUGCCUUUAUCAAGUGGCAACAAAGAACCAGAUGACAGUCAAACAUGGGAAUUAGCUGAAAGGUGUUUUCUUCCAGUUGCAUGUUCACACGCUGUUGCAGUCAUCUUAGCAACUGUACUGAAUACAUUAGGUAUAUCGCAGACGUCUAGUUUUGUGCUAUUUCUCUUAUUGUUGGUUGUAUCCAUAGGAUCUACUCUCUUUUAUCACAAUCUGAAGGUAACUGCUGCUGGAAAGGCAGUUCUUGUUACGGGAUGUGAUUCGAGAGUUGGAUACAAUUUAAGUAAACAAUUAGAUGAACUGGGAUUUACAGUAUUUGCUGGAUUUUCAAAUAAAGAAGAAUAUGAAGAAGCAAUGCAAAAAUUAAAGCAUGAAGCUUCUGGCAGGUUACAUGUAUUACAGUUAGAUAUUACCAGUGAACACGAUAUCCAUUCAACUUUUCUUUAUGUUAAUGAGAAUUUGCCGGAUGGUGCACCAGGUCUAUGGGCAUUGGUACACGCUGCAGCUUGGGUAACAUUAGGAGAAUGCGAGUGGGUACCACCCCCUGUAUUGAAACGCAGUAUAGAUAUUAAUUUCAUUGGUAUUGCUAGAUUAACUCAGGUUUUUCUACCACUAAUUAGAAGAUCGAAAGGUCGUGUUGUAUUAGUCAGCAGUCUCUUAGCUCGUAUACCAAGUCCAGUUCGGGGCAUUUACUGCGCCCUUAAGGCUGCAGUCGAAGCUUGGGGAACCUGCCUUAGAAUGGAAAUGAGAAGAUGGGGUGUAGAUGUAGUUAUUAUUGAAACUGGUGAAUAUGUGUCUGGAAAUGCGUGGUUAAAAGAUAAUAGCGCAUUACUUGAACAAGCUAGAGACAUGUGGACUCAGUUAGAUCCUCAAACUCGCAAAGAAUAUGGUCAAGAAUUAUUUCAAAAGGAAAUGUUAGCUCUAGAGAAGUAUACCCAAGGUCCAGAAGCAGAUUUAACACCGGUAACUAGAGCUUUAACAGAUGGCAUAACAAAAACUUUCCCAAUGAGAAGGUAUACACCAGUUUCACGUACAGAAAGGAUACAGGCUUUAUGUAGUGAUUAUCUUCCAAAACCAGUUUACGACAUAUUAUACACAAAUUAA
Dufourea novaeangliae is the source of this 1196-nucleotide messenger RNA. Its product is annotated as D-beta-hydroxybutyrate dehydrogenase, mitochondrial. The transcript is spliced from 6 exons. The record is from RefSeq and is a predicted model, not a curated record. Lineage: Eukaryota; Metazoa; Arthropoda; Insecta; Hymenoptera; Halictidae. The coding region runs from base 96 to 1196 and encodes 366 amino acids.